Molecule: messenger RNA, 10120 nt
Organism: Mobula hypostoma (lesser devil ray)
Lineage: Eukaryota; Metazoa; Chordata; Chondrichthyes; Myliobatiformes; Myliobatidae
Gene: dpp6a
Product: dipeptidyl-peptidase 6a
Exons: 26
Coding region: 844-3384 (846 amino acids)
Biological process (GO): regulation of potassium ion transmembrane transport; proteolysis
Cellular component (GO): voltage-gated potassium channel complex; plasma membrane
Molecular function (GO): potassium channel regulator activity; serine-type peptidase activity
Source: RefSeq, a predicted model, not a curated record
CACUCUCCGUGCCCGUUGUCGUGAACAGAAUCUCCACGGAGAGGAGCUGCAGCUCGCUUUAACGCGGCAGGGAUCAAGCUCUCCGCGCCGCUGAGGCUGAGGAGUACGGGAAAAAAAACAGUAAUAAAGAAAAAAAAUCCGUUGCCAAAAUCUGGGAAACCGUUGCUCUCCCCCAGAUGUCAUGAGCGGUGAGCCGAGCAGUCCUUGCUUCAGCUAUCAAAUGUCUCCCAUCUCUCUUUCUCCACAUCCCCCUCGCCUUCUACUCCCCGGUGCAUUAGGAGCCACGGCGUAUGGUGAUUGCAGCGAGAUCCGAACCCCUCACACCCUCCAGCCGACCAGGCUGGCUCUGCUCGCCGACGGGACGACAGCUCUCUCCCUCUCCCGCUCUCUCUCCAUUUCUCCCCUCCUCCUCUCGCCGGCUGCGUGGAGGAGGUGGGGGCUGGAAGGUAGUCAGGUGCGUUGAAGGAGGGGGCUCCGACUGUCAGUUUGUUUUGGGGAAAAAAAAGCCGGGCAGCGCUGAGCUCAGGCAAGCAGAGAGAGACAGAGACAGAGAAAAGACGGGAGUGCAGCGUGUCCUGAAUGCAGUAUCAGCGGAGCGAAUCCCUCCCACUGCCGACCGCCGAGCCCGUGACCCCAGGAUUCAAGCAGCCGCAUGUUCAAAGCCAUCUCUCACUGAACAUCGACCCAGUGAACGUCCUCCUGGCAGGACGGCUGAUCAUCAGAUGCUGGAAUACCGUUAGGCCUCUUGUCUCUCCAGAUCCCACAUCUGCCUCUGUCGACAAUCCCGCCGACAGCUAGAAGUUGCCCGCUCUGUACUAUGCGAUAGACUCCCGAGCCGACUUUAUGGCUUCGCUGUAUCAAAGAAUCACCGGGCAGAUCAACACUUCCAGAUCUUACCCGGCUCCGGCUGAAGGCAGUCACCUGCUCGCCGGUCAAUGCACCGAGGAGGACACCGCGGGUAAAGGUGUACGCCCCCUGGAAGAGAAUCGGCCCCGUUUCCAUUACCAGCACAGUGAAGAUGAUGAACUGGUUGGGAGUAACCCUCCACAGAGGAACUGGAAAGGGAUAGCAAUCGCACUGCUGGUUAUUCUCGUCAUCUGCUCUCUGAUUGUAACCUCAGUCAUCCUCCUCACUCCAGUUGAAGAUAACAGCCUGGCAUUAAAGGCGAAGGUCACCAUUGAUGAUCUCUUCACUGAAGAAUUCAAGAUUCAUGAUGUGGAGGCCAAAUGGAUCAGCGAUACCGAGCUGCUGUAUCGUACCUGGGAUGGAAACCUGGAGAGGCUUAACGUGGAAACCAUGGCCACAACACUUCUGAUGACAAACCGGAAAUUUCAAGAAUUUAAAGUCAGCAGAUAUGAAGUAUCACCUGAUAUGAAGUUUGUUCUGCUUGCAUACGACAUUGAACAGACUCACCGCUAUUCCUUCACUGCUCAAUACACACUGUGUAACCUACACACAUGGGAACAUCUUGCCCUAAACCCACCAGAGGUUAAGAAUGCACGGUUGCAGUACGCAGGCUGGGGUGUCAAAGGUCAACAGCUGAUUUUCAUCUUUGAGAACAACAUCUUCUAUCAACUGAACGUUAAUAGUCAAGCCAUACGUCUGGUAGCAACUGGGAAGGAGGGGAUCAUUUUCAAUGGCCUGAGUGAUUGGCUAUAUGAAGAGGAGCUGCUCAAAACCAAUGUCGCUCACUGGUGGUCUCCAGAUGGUGCCAGGCUGGCUUAUGCCACCAUCAAUGACUCGAGGGUCCCCACCAUGGAAAUACCAAUGUACCUCAACUCCCUGUAUCCGACUGGAAGGAUGUACCCUUAUCCUAAGGCUGGCCAGGAGAACCCGACCAUCUCCCUGUAUGUGGUGAAUUUAAAUGGACCGACGCACACACGUGAGAUGAUCCCCCCGGAUGACACGAGGAUGAAGGAAUAUUAUGUUACCAUGGUUACGUGGGCCAGCAGCACCAAACUAGCAGUGAACUGGCUGAACAGGCCCCAGAAUGUUUCCAUCCUGACUUUAUGUGAGGCAACGACAGGCAUUUGCACAAAGAAACAUGAGGAUGAAAGUGAAAGCUGGCUGUCUAGACAGAAUGAACCGCCUCUAUUCUCCAAAGAUGGAAGGAAGUUCUUCUUCAUUCGCCCCAAUCCACAGGGAGGACGAGGAAAGUUCUACCACAUCGCCAUGUCAUCUGCUCAAGUUAACAACAGUAUCGAUAACUUGCAAUCCAUCACCUCCGGUAACUGGGACGUGACGCAGAUUUUGACAUACGAUGAACUUCAUCAAAAAAUUUAUUUUCUAAGCACAGAGGAUUCUCCGUUACGUCGACAUUUGUACAGUGCAGAGAGCAGCGAAACCUUCAACCGGCGCUGCCUGUCCUGUGACCUGAUCCCGAACUGUACGUCCUUCAGUGCUUCAUUCAGCCACAACAUGCGUUACUUCUUGUUAUACUGCAAAGGUCCAGGAGUUCCAAGAGUCACUGUUCACAGCACAAGUGAUAGACAUGAAUAUUUUGUGCUGGAGAAAAAUGAGAAGGUCUACAAUGCUACUGAGAGCAAACAAAUGCCCAAGAUAGAGUUCACAGAAGUUCAGAUAAAGGACUACACUCUCAAAAUGCAAAUUAUCAAGCCAGCAGGAUUCUCAGAGUUGUCGCAAUACCCUUUAUUACUUAUUGUUGGUGACAGUCCCGGUACCCAGAUCGUCACAGAGCAGUUCCAAGUCGAUUGGACAACAGUCCUUGUUAGCUCAUUCAACACUAUUGUCGUUAAGUUCGAUGGGCGUGGCAGUGGCUUCCAAGGUACUAAGCUCUUGUAUGAAAUAAAGGGAAACCUGGGAACGGUGGAAGAAAUGGAUCAAACAGAUGCUUUGAAGAUUCUCUUGAAAGAACCUUACAUUGAUGCGACUAGAGUUGGAGUUUUUGGGCAGGCUUAUGGCGGUUAUUUGACUUUGAUGUUACUUACAACAGAAAACAACCUGGACAAAAAAAAUGCCUUAUUCAAGUGUGGAAUUGCACUUUCACCAAUCACAGACUUUAAAUUGUAUGCCUCUGCGUUCUCGGAACGAUAUCUGGGCAUGUUCAGCAGAACUGAGAGAGGUUAUGGGGUGUCAGAGGUUCCAUAUCGUGUGCUACGGCUGAGAGAGGAAGAGUUACUGUUAAUCCACGGGACUGCAGACGAAACUGUCCACUUCCAGCAUACGGCAGACCUAAUAACCCACUUAAUCAAUGCAAAGGCCAACUAUUCUUUACAGAUAUACCCAGAUGAGGGCCACUUCAUGGAGAAAGCCUCAGUCAAACAGCAUCUGCACAAAUCCAUUGUCCGGUUCUUCGGGAAAUGCUUCAGUGUCCCUGACAAGACCCUGAUAAAAACAGAAAUGGAGGAGGAAGAGGAAGAUUAAACUUUUUGAGCUGGGUGCCAAGCACAAGACAUCUCUUUUAUAGAUACAACUGAUUUUCAUUUUCCAAUACAGUGUUAUGUUAGCAUGUUACAGAGACUGAGAGCAGCCUCACCAAUGUCACAGCUUCGUCAUUGGAAGAGCCUCCAGCAUGAGAAUCAAAGUCGGAGUGUUGAGUGUUCCACUGUUACGGACAUGCCCCUUCCCCACCGACCAAACAAAAAAAUACAGGUCGCGUCAAUUUCUGUAAUUUCCUCAUGUGAUGGGACGUAAGUGGAUGGAUGGCCGAGGAAAGAAUCAGCAAGUAAAAGGUCAGGUAGGGGCAAGAGUUGCCCACCCAGUCAGUGAAUGAUCUGUCAGGUCCACCUAGAGGUCACGCACAAUGGCAGCAACACCCGAUACAUCAGCAGACAGUCCUGUUAUUCAUGGCAUGAGGCGGGAAGCAAACUGUGACAGCGGUUUUAUAGCACAACACGUUUUGACCUGUAGGGGAACCUCCAUCCUUUGUAUUUCAGGAGUCCACCUCCCCUCACAUUCAGCCUAUGGUAUCCUCAGGGGUCUAAACUGAAGGCUGAUGCAUCGCCUGGCUGAUUGUGCCAGCCGGCCCUCUUUUUGGUACACUGCCCCUGUCCCCCAUCUUCAAGGAAUUGCCCAGACCAUGGGCAUUUGCAGUCAUCCGCCCAUUCAAGAGUUCGGCCAUCCCUGUACUGGCAGAUAAUAAAGGUUCUCCAUCUCAUGCCAAACCUCUGAAUCACCUGGGUCUGUAUUGCCUGAAUGAACUAGACUGCCCAUCCCUCCUUCCUUGGAAAUAGCUGUCCUCUUCGUUUUCAUCACAGCUCCAGUUUAGCCUGUCUUAUCAGUAACAGUGAAGCCCAGCUCCAACUCACAGUUGCUGCAGUGUUUGCUGCUGCUUCCCUCCACUGUACUGCACAUACACUCAGCGGCCACUUUAUUUCACACACCUGGGAACCCAGUGUGGUCUUCUGCUGCUGUAGCCCAUCCACUUCAAGGUUCGAUAUAUUGUGCAUUCAGAGACACCACUGUUGAAUCGCAUAGUUACUGUCGCUUUCCUGUCAGUUUGAAACCGUCUGGCCAUGCUCCUCUGCCAUCGCUCAUUUACAAGGCAUUUUCGCCCACCAAAGUGCCACUCACUAGAAUUCUUUGUUUGUUUUUCGCACCACUCUCUGUAAUCUCAAGAUUCUGCUCAGCGUGAAAAUCCCAAGGGUUCAGCAAUUCCAGAGAUACUCUAACCACCCCAUCUGGCACCAAUUUCAGUCAUUUAGAUCCCAUUUCUUCCCCAUUAUGAUGUUUGGUCUGAACAACAUCACAACCUCUUGUCCCUGUCUGCAUACUUCUAGGCAUUGAGUUGCUGCCAUAUGAUGGUCUGAUUAGGUAUUUGUAUUAACGAGCAGGUGUACAGGCGUACCUAAUAAAGUGGUCAGAGUGUAUGGCAGUGAUGAUAAACAUGAUUCUGAUACACCUUAUUUGCUAAUGAUAACAUGACAGGAUUCCUUAUGUACAAUACUUGUGUUUCAGCUUUCUGAAGUUCAUCUGUGCAUGGAAAAGUGUGCUUUAUUUCUUUGCGCUGUAGCUUCAAGGUUGCUGCCUCCUCCUUCAUACUGUUUCAUCAACCUGUGUGCCAUUCCUUGGCAGCAUCUAUUUAAUCCUCUGAGCACCACCUAUAAAUCACAUUGCAACUAUUUGCAUGCUCUCUUCAUUUCACAGCUCUCUUGAAGCUAAACUAACAGAACAGAGAGAAAAAUUGCUCCCAGCUUCCACAGGUAAUUUGCUGCUACAAAAUACAGACUGGUAUUAAAUGUUUAAAAACCAGGAAAGGUGGACUACAUGAGCCAAGUUUAUAAGUGAUCUUGAAGAAAAUCUGCUCAGUGCCACAUUAUUAGGUCGCUCCUGUACCUAUGUAGCCACUCAGUAUAUAUCCUCCGUCUUCUCCUGCUGUAGCCCAUCCACUUUAAGGUUCAAUGCGUUUUGUUCAGAGAUGCUCUUCUGGGCACCACUGUUGUGACGUGUGGUUAUUUGUGUUAUUGUCACGUUGAACCAGUCAGGCCAUUCUCCUCUGACCUUUCCCAUUAACAAGGUGUUUUUGCCCACGGAACUGCUACUCACAGGAUUUUUUUUUUUGUUUCCUGUACCAUUCUAUGUAAACUGUAGAGACUGCUGUGCAUGAAAAUUUUUUGGAAAUCAGCAGUUUCUGAGAUGCUCAAACCACCUCUUCUGGCACUAGCAACCAUUCCACGGACAAAGUCACAAAGGUCCCAUUUCUUCCCCAUUCAGAUGUUCGGUCUGAGCAACAUGUGAGCCUCUUGAUCAUAUCUGCACGCUUUUAUGCAUUGAGAUGCUGCAACAUGAUUGUCUGAUUCGAUGUUUUGCAUUAACGAGCAGGGGUACCUAAUAAAGUGGCCACUGUGUUUAUAGAAUCAUAGAACACUACAGCACAGAAAACAGGCCAUUCAGUCCUUCUAGUCUGUGCCAAAACAUUAUUCCACUAAUCUCAUUGACCUGCAUCCAGUCCAUAACCCUCCAGACCUCUCUCCUCCAUGUACCUAUCUAAUUUAUUCUUAAAACUUAAGAGUGAGCACACAUUUACCAUGUCAGAUGGCAGCUCAUUCCACACUCCCAUCACUGAGUGAAGGAGUUCCCCCUAAACCUUUCCCCUUUCACCCUAAAGCCAUGUCCUCUCAUAUUUAUCUCUCCUAAUCUAAGUGGAAAGAGUCUAUUCACAUUUACUCUGUCUAUACCCCUCAUAAUUUUGUAAACCUCUAUCAAAUCUCCCUUCAUUCUUCUACGCUCCAAGGAAUAAAGUCCUAACCUGUUCAAUCUUUCCCUAUAAUUCAACUCCUGAAGACCCAGCAACAUCCCAGUAAAUCUUCUCUGCACUCUUUCAAUCUUACUGAUAUCCUUCCUAUAGUUAGGUGACAGGAACUGUACACAAUACUCCAAAUUUGGCCUCACCAAUAUCUUAAACAACCUCCCAUAACAUCCCAGCUCCUAUACUCAAUACUUUGAUUUAUGAAUGCCAGGAUGCCAAAAGCCUUCCUUACAACCCUGACUACCUGUGACACCACUUUCAGGGAAUUAUGUAUCUGAACUCCCAGAUCUCUUUGUUCCUCCGCACUCCUCAGUGCCCUACCAUUUACUGUGUAUGUCCUUCCUUGAUUUGUCCUUCUAAAAUGCAACACCUCACACUUGUCUGCAUUAAAUUCCAUCUGCCAUUUUCUGGCCCAUUUUUCCAGUUGGUCCAGAUCCCUCUGCAAGCUUUGAAAGCCUUCCUCACUGUCCACAACACCUCCAAUCUUAGUGUCAUCAGCAAACUUGCUGAUCCAAUUUACCACAUCAUCAUCUAGAUCAUUGAUAUAGACAACAAACAACAAUGGUCCCAGCACAGAUCCCUGAGGCACACCACUAGUCACAGGCCUCCAAUCUGAUAAGCAAUCAUCCACUACCACUGUCUUCUCCCACACAGCCAAUUUCGAAUCUAGUUUACAACCUCUCCAUGGAUACGUAGUGUCUGUACCUUCUGAACUAACCUCCCAUGUGGGACCUUGUCAAAGGCCUUACUAAAGUCCAUGUAGACAACAUCCACAGCCUUUCCUUCAUCUACUUUCUUGGUAACCUCCUCGAAAAUCUUUACAAGAUUUGUUAAGCACGAUCUACCACGCACAAAGCCAUGCUGACUAUCCUUAAUCAGCCCUUGGCUGUCCAAAUAUUUGUAUAUCCAAUCUCUCAGAACACCUUCCAAUAAUUUAUCUACUACUGAUGUCAGGUUCACAGGCCCGUAAUUACCUGGUUUACUUUUGGAGCCUUUUUUAAACAAUGGAACAACAUGAGCUACCCUCUAAUCCUCCGGCACCAUACCCGUGGCUAAGGAAAACACACAAAACUUGCUCACAUCUUUCACAACUAUGCUUCAAUAAUUCUGGAAUACACUGAAAUUUUAGAAGAAUCGUACACCACACAAGCUCAUCCUGUGCUCCAAUUCGUCCAUGCCAACCACAAUGCCAAUUUUCAUUAGGCUUCUACUCCUUUCCUGUACAAAUAUCUAUCCAAACACCUUUUAAAUGCUGUAACUAUCUUCCUCCAGAACUUCCUCAGUCUCCUCUUUCUAAAUUUUUCACAUGGUGAGUACUUGCCCCUCAGUUCUCCUUCAAAUCUCUCCCCUCUCACCUUCAAUCCGUACACUCUAGUUCUUCACUUCUCUGCCCUGGGAAAGUGACCUGAUCUAUGCCUCUCAUAAUUUUAUACAUACUUGCAAGGUCACCCCUCAGCCUUCUUCAUUUCAGUGAAAAUGAACCCAGCCUAUUUGUUUGUUUAUUUAUUUGAGAUACAGCACGGAAAAGGCCCUUCCAGCCUGUCAAGCUGUGCUGCCCUGACAAUCCCCCAUUUCAACUCUAGUCUAAUCAGAAGACAAUUUACAAUGACCAAUUAACCUACCAACUGUUACGUCUCUGGACCGUGGAGCACCCCGAGGAAAUGCAUGCAGUCACGUGGAAAACGUCCAAGCUCCUCGCAGGCAGCGGCUGGAAUUGAACCUGGGUCGAUGGUGCUGUAAAGUAUUGUGCAAACCACGGUACUACCAUGCUGCCUCAUACCUACAGCCCUUCAGGCAACAUCCUGGUGAAUCUCUGAGGAACAAUUUCUAAUGCACCACUUCCUUCCUGUGGUGAGGUGACCAGUGUUACUCAUUAUACUUGAAAGUGUGGUUUUUAGCAAUUGCAACGUGACAUCACAAUUCUCAUAGACCACUAGAGCGUGAAACAUUGGAGCAGAAUCAAGUCAUUCGGACCAUUGAGUCUGCUUGGGCAUUCCAUCAUGGCUGAUUUCUUCUCCCUCUCCAACCCAUUCUCCUGCCUUCUCCCCAUGUUCUUUGAUACCCUACUAAUCAAGAACCUAUGAACCUCCACUUUAAUAUACCCAAUGACGGUCUCCACAGCCACCUGCAGCAAUAAAUAUCACAGAUUCACCGCCCACUGGCUAAAAAAAAUCCUCCUUAUCACUGUUCUAAAGGGACAUCCUUCUAUUCUUCUAUUAUAUUAAAUGCCUCAGCCUAUAAAGGCCAGCAUACCAGUUGUCUUUUUCACUACCCUAUCUACCUGUUCAGUCACUUCCAGUGAGGCAUAGGUUUGCACCCCAAGGUAUUAUGGUAUGUCCACGCAAAGUCUGAUGUUGUUCUUAACAGUUUUUUCAUAGAUACUCUUAAAAAAAAAAUAAACAGAUUGGGAAAGGGGGCAGCAAGAUCUUGCCCUUUUGUUUAGUGCUCAGAGGAUUAACAAUGCAAACAUUUCCUUUAAUAUCACCUUCCUGGACGUUACAAGUAUUUUGCCCAUUGGUGUAGCAAAUGCAUAAUUUCGCAUCUUUGCGCCGCUAACAAGGAGCUGAAAUCUCGACCUUUUACUCAAAACUUUCUCAGUUGAGAAGAUUAUAAAGAUAUUGUUGUAAUUUUACUUUGAACAGCAGGCAGAUAACUUUGGUGCAAGUAAUAUCCUUAUAAUCUUCUCAAGUGAACAAGUUUUGAGUAAGAGGUCAAAUUGAAAAGGGUAGUGAAAAUCUAAAAGGCCUAGAGGUUUCUACCCCAGGGAGAUGGCAACGAUUACAAUUGUAUCCCUUUGAGUUUUGAAGAUUAAAGGGUGAUCUAAAUGAUGCGUCCAGAGAUGUUGAGUGAGAAGUUUCUCCUGGUGGGAAUGAGAGAUGUUUAUAAACUCCCUUUUGAUUCUUCUUGACAUGAAUCCAAACUAAGGGAUAUGUUGAAGGGCCAGCAUGGUUGUUGUCGUCCACGUCCCCCUGGGCUGUACAGAUCUCUGCGUCUUAGCCUGGCGAGGUGUUAGCAGAUUGUUACUCUCAUACCUACCUGGUCUGUUCCAUUGACUGCAACUGCAAUGCAAAUAUGACCAGUGGCCAAGGUCUCUACAGGUACUUAAUGCUCAGAGACAAACUUCUUGCCCCACCCAUCUUAAAGUUGACAACAACCCUCUACAAGGGUGCACACAUUUGGAGGCAAACAUGGGGCCCGUCCAAGUCUUAACUUCAGCCCCACCACUCACCAUUCAAAACUUUUUGUGUAAUCGAAGUUUAUGGAUGAAUGCUUAUGCUCACUGUCAAUAAUAUGGGUCUGAACACACACCCUCCAAAGCUGUUUGGUUUUAAAUCCCACACACAAUGCACUUCCCUAGUUCAGGGCUUUCCUUUGCAGCCCCUGGCCACUACUUAAACCAGUCUCUGCCUCAACAACCUGCUGUGUCUCCUUAGCACUCCGUACAGAAACCCCUCUCAGAUGCUGACGGUGGCCCAACCCUCCCCCAGUAACCCCUAACUACCAGCACUCUCGCAAGUGGCAUUCGAGAUCAACCUCACCUACGGUUUCUUCAGUGUGGUGAACAUAGGUGCUUGGGAUCCAAGAGGAAGAUGGAGUCAGACCGUCAAAGUACUAAUAAACAUCCAUCACUGUCCUGCUGUUACCAUCAAAACUGCUAACGUUGCCAUUGGAUUAUCAGCCCUGUGCUAUACCUUUAUAGUUCAGUCGCAUUGACAUUAGGAGCCCAUGUUAUACAGUAAAUCCUUGCUGUCUAAGUAUCAAUAACUAUACUCUAGAUGCAUUUAUACCAUUGCUUUCAACAUCUCAUUUUAACCAAUGCUCUGUAUGUUAAACUGUCUCGCUGUACUCAGUGAGUUGACGAUAUCAUUUCCUACCAAACUUACUAAAUAAACAAUAUUAAUUUCUGAGAUC